UCGCCAUUUGCUCUGAGCUGAAGCCCCACGUGUGUGUGUGUGUUGGGACGGGAGCAGAGGAUCACGCCGUGUGUACCGUGUGUGUGUGUGUUAGUGAGUGUUGUGGAGGUGCAGAGCGGUGAGAUGCCGAAGGUGAAGCGGGUUAAGGCGGAGCGGAGCCGGGGGGGCCCGGGGGGCCCGGGGGGGCCUGUGUGUGUGUCUCUGGCCGAUCAGAUCCUACAGGGGGACACACACCGGGACACACACCGGGACAAGCAGCGCAGAGCCCAGGCCGAGGGCGACGGGGAGGACGAGUAUGUGGACGAGAAACUGUCCCGGAAAAUCCUGCAGCAGGCCCGCAUCCAGCAGGAGGAGCUCCAGGGGGAGUACGGCCUGAGGACCGGGGGGGGCAACAGGGGGGGCAACAGGGGGGGCACACUGCCUCCUGCACUACUGGGUGCGAGCAGUAAGGAUGCCGAGUCGGAUGAGGAGUGGCCGGACGUCGGAGAGGAGCAGGGUGAAGGUGGCACAGAGGUGGAGGUGGACCUGGAGGACGAAAAAGCCAUCCAGAUGUUCAUGAACAGGAACCCACCUGUCAGGCGUACUUUAGCUGACAUAAUCAUGGAGAAGAUCACGGAGAAGCAGACUGAGGUGGGCACGGUGAUGUCGGAGGUGUCAGGGCGGCCCAUGCCUCAGCUGGACCCGCGGGUUAUAGAGGUGUACAGAGGAGUCAGUAAGGUCCUGUGUAAGUACCGCAGUGGGAAACUGCCCAAAGCGUUUAAGAUCAUCCCGGCACUGUCCAACUGGGAGCAGGUGCUUUACCUCACCGAGCCUGAGACAUGGAGCGCAGCGGCGAUGUACCAGGCCACACGGAUUUUUGCAUCAAACCUUAAGGAGCGAAUGGCUCAGCGCUUUUAUAACCUGGUGCUGCUGCCACGGAUCAGAGACGACAUCGCCGAGUACAAGAAGCUGAACUUCCACCUGUACAGCGCUCUAAAGAAGGCUCUGUUUAAACCCGGGGCCUGGUUUAAAGGAAUCCUGAUCCCGUUGUGUGAGUCAGGGACGUGCACUCUGAGAGAGGCCAUCAUCAUCGGCAGCAUCCUCACCAAAUGCUCUAUUCCUGUACUGCACUCCAGCGCCGCCAUGCUGAAACUGGCAGAAAUGGAAUAUAACGGAGCAAACAGCAUCUUCCUCCGUCUGCUGCUGGAUAAGAAGUACGCGCUGCCAUUUCGCGUGCUGGACGCGCUGGUCGCUCACUUCCUGAUGUUCCGGACAGAGCAGCGCGUGCUUCCUGUGCUGUGGCAUCAGAGUCUGCUCACGCUGGUGCAGCGCUACAAGGCCGACCUGUCCUCCGAACAGAAGGCAGCGCUCCUGGAGCUGCUGAAGGUCCAAACACACACGCAGAUAUCGGCCGAAAUCAGGCGCGAGCUUCAGAACGCGGAGUCACGAGACCAGGAGGACGCCACGCCCGCCAUGGCACUGGACUGAAAAACGCACCACUCUCAAAUCAGGACUUUAUAUCUGAGUGUAUUCACCCUGCUGGAGGUACACUGAGCACAACGCCCCGUUACUGCCCCGUUACUGCCUGAUCACAUGUUAAUAACCCUGUUUAUUACAGUCUAAUGUUAGUGGAGGAUGGAAAAGGAGAAGUCACAUCGCUCAGGACAGAGCGCGUGUGUGUGUGUGUGUGUGCGUGUUUUCACAUUCAGGUGAAACUGUGGUCAGUGUACCAUUUAAUUCAACUUAUUUCUGAAUAUUAAAUUAAAUGUAAAUAAACACUUUCCCACUAAAAGUGUUUUUUUACACUAGUUAAUGUCAUGUUGCUUUUAUGAAGCUGUUGGCUAAUUGCUAAGAUAAACACACACAGCCUGUCGGAAGUGUGGUUAGACUGAGGAGUGCCCUUAAAAGGUCAAGAUAAGGCCAGAUAUUCCACACUUUAUACCUGAUUAUUAAAUACCUAAUAAAUAUGGACUGUAAUAGCA
Messenger RNA from Clarias gariepinus (North African catfish), 1961 nucleotides. It is a transcript of the gene bysl, whose product is annotated as bystin-like. Lineage: Eukaryota; Metazoa; Chordata; Actinopteri; Siluriformes; Clariidae. Gene Ontology annotation, biological process: rRNA processing. Bases 124 to 1467 code for a protein of 447 amino acids. Gene Ontology annotation, molecular function: snoRNA binding. Gene Ontology annotation, cellular component: nucleolus; preribosome, small subunit precursor; cytoplasm. The transcript is spliced from 7 exons. The record is from RefSeq and is a predicted model, not a curated record.